Molecule: messenger RNA, 2803 nt
Organism: Camelina sativa (false flax)
Lineage: Eukaryota; Viridiplantae; Streptophyta; Magnoliopsida; Brassicales; Brassicaceae
Source: RefSeq, a predicted model, not a curated record
UCACGAAUUUGAAACAUCCAAUUCCCAAAUAUACACAGACCCUAGCCUUGGCUCUUCCCCCGAAUCGCCAUUGCUUUUGAAGAAGAAUCGCGCACAAUGGAUCUAGAGAUCGUUGGUCGUCACGCUCUUUUUUUCGACGACGAUUCGAUGGCAACGUUUGUCAACUCACCGACGGCGCUCGUUGACUGGAACAGCCUCUUUAUUGACCGCUACGAUGUUCGUCACCUCCUCUCUUCUCUUCCUCCUCCACGUAUCAAGCGCCGUCGUUCGGUUCCAGAUGAUCCUGACUUGGAAUCGGAGCUCGAUCACGAGCGUUACCUUGAUUUACCGGCGGAAUCUCCAUCUCCGUCGGAUGAUGAAGAAGAUAUGAAUGAUGAUUCAGCAAAUGCAAAUGCCGAUGGUUAUCGUGCUGUCCCCUUUUCAUAUGGAAGCUCCAGUGAUUUCAAUGACCAGAAAAAUGCUGAUACGGAAUCUGGAUUUCACCCGCCUUUCCCCUUGCCUGAUUAUUUACUUCAAAACCUGCCUCCAACUGAGAAAUUACAUCAGAUCAUCACCAAAACUUCAAGCUUUGUAAGCAAGCAUGGUGGGCAAUCUGAAAUCGUCUUGAGAGUCAAACAAGGAGGCAACCCAACAUUUGGGUUCUUAAUGCCAGACCACCAUCUUCAGAAAAAGAACGAAAGUGAGAAGGACGGUGGAGCUUUGUCAUUGCUUGGUUCAGUUUAUGGGACUGUAGAAGAUGAAGAUGCUAACGAAGAGUCUGCAAAUGACUCUAAAACAAACGAGUCUGCCAAAGUAGAUGAUGGUGUUAAGGUAGCUGAUUCCAAUGGACCUGAAGGGUUGAUAGGAGCUGCAAAGAUUGCCACAGAGAGAGAUGCAGCCUCUAAGCAUUCUCUACCGUUGAAUGAUAAGGCAUCUUUCAUAAAAAGAAAUCCUUCUGUCAGUGGAGUAGAUGUUGUAGAGAGGAAGCAGAUCAAUACAGAAGAUAAUGCUACCAAAAUGUUUUUGACGUCUGAUAAGUCGCAAUAUUCUGCAAUGCUGGCUCCACCCAAGCCUGAACUGCAGAUUGUGGAGCCGACUACGGAGAUGAAAAGAGCGAUUGAUAAGAUAGUAGACUUCAUCCAAAGGAACGGGAAAGAACUAGAGGCGACUCUUGUUGCGCAGGAUGUGAAAUACGGGAUGUUUCCAUUCUUACGUCCAGCUAGCUUAUAUCAUGGAUAUUAUCGGAAGGUUCUCCAAGAAGCCGAAGAGUUGAAAUCAUGCGACAAAGGCGUCAUUACCAGAGAGGAAGACAGAGUGGAAGACGUGAAGCAAAAGAGGAUGGACAAUGCUGUAAAAGAUGGAAAACAUGCGUUUGGGAGUGUUUUACCAGAUGAUUCUGCCAAGAAAGAGAAACCAAAAAUGGUUAGUGACAGACCAAAGGUCGAGUUGCAGAACGAACCAUUCAAGCCUGUCCAACCGCAGAUGAGGGUGAAUGUGGAUGUGAAUACUGCUGCUGCUAUUCUUCAAGCGGCUAGAAGAGGCAUAAGGAAUCCUCAGCUGGGGAUUCUAUCAGGCAAACCCAUGGAUGAGACUUCUCAGAGCCCCGGAAAUGAUGGAAGUUACCCUUCAUCUAAGUCCCCCCCUGAUUUGACGAAAUCUACAGGUCAGUUGAUCUCUGGCUCAACUGUUGCUAGUGAAGCUGAUUCUUCUGAAGCAGGCUUGUCUAAGGAGCAGAAGUUGAAGGCAGAAAGAUUGAAACGUGCAAAAAUGUUUGUGGCCAUGUUAAAACUCGAAGCUCAGCCAGUGCAACAAGCUGAACUGUCGCAAAGUGUAUCGCUCGCACUGUUGGACUCCGGGAUUUCUGGAUUAGAUGAUAAAGCUGCCAAAGACAGAGAAGGUAGCUCAAUUCCAUCUGUAGCUGAGACAAAACUAGCAGAUGAUGGUAACUGUGAAAGACGAUCAAAGAGGAAUUACCGCUCGAGAUCACAGAGAGAUGAAGAUGAUAAGAUGGAACGAGGAGAAGAAGAAGAAGAGGAAGAGAGCACCAUGGAUGAAGCUACAGAAGAAACCAGGACCGAUAAGAAGCAUUCAUCUAGUAGAAAACGGCAUAAACAUAAGACACGAUACUCUUCCAAGGACAGACAUUCUCGGGACAAGCACAAGCAUGAGAGUUCCUCGGAUGAUGAGUAUCACAGUCGUUCACGUCAUAGACACAGACGCAGCAAAUCUUCAGAUAGGCAUGAGCUAUAUGAUUCUUCUGAUAAUGAGGGUAAGCACCGACACAGAUCUAAUAAACACAGCAAAGAUGUUGAUUAUUCCAAGGACAAGCGUAGCAUUCAUCAUCACAGAUCCAGGAAGCAUGAUAAGCAUCGUGAUUCAUCUGAUGAUGAACAUCAUCGUCACAGACACAGAUCCAGUAGACGCAAGCACGAGGACUCUUCAGACGUCGAGCAUGGUCAUCGACACAAGUCUAGUAAACGUAUAAAGAAAAAUGAGAAAACAGUGGAAGAGGAGACUGUUUCAAAGUCAGAACAGUCUGAUCUUAAAGCUGCCCCUGAAGAUAACUUACUGUACCCACAAAACGAACCAACUCAAGUUUCAGAUGAGCUAAGAGCCAAAAUCCGUGCCAUGUUAGCUGAUACCUUGGGAAAUGGUCGGUGAGCAUCUGAAAAGCAUAGAGGUCAUACAUAAAACCCGAUGCUGACAGGCAAUCCCGUGCGUACGAGAAGAGUUGGAAAACUUAAUUUUAUGUGUUUUCGAAAUACUAUUUUGCAAACUAAUGUUAAAAAAAAGUCGGAUAAACUAGUGUUUGUUUUGUUUUGUU